AUGCAGUCUGCGUCCAAGAAGUAUGAAGAAGAGACACCUUCUCUGUACUGGGGGAUGGAUCCUGUAUUUUCUGCAUUUGCAAGACUGUAUAUUAAAGAUAUAAAAGAAAUGAGAGAAUCUAAACAAGUGCCAGGUGUAUUCUUUUAUAAUGGACAUCCAGUAAGACAGGUGGAUGUUGUCGGGAUAGUGGUUCAAAGGAAAGAGCAAGAUGCCUUUUAUAACUAUGGAGUGGAUGAUAGUACCGGAGUUAUAAAUUGUGUCUGCUGGAAAAAUCUUAUGGUAACAGAAACAUCUUUAGCAGGUCGUCCAAGCACACCCAGCAGUCUUACUGUGCUUGAACAGAUGAAGAAACUCCAAGAAAUGGUGAGCCAGAAAACCAAGCUGGAGAUUGGGGAUAUUAUCAGGGUCAGAGGUCACGUUCGAACCUACAGGCAACAAAGAGAAAUUCAGGCUUCAUGUUUUUAUAAAGUGGAUGAUCCUGUGUGUGAUGUUCAGAUUUCAAGAAUGCUGGAGCUCCCCUGUCUCUAUAGGGAAGUUUACGAUAAACCUUUCCAAGGCCCCGAGGAGGGACAGAGGUAAAUGCAGCAUCCAGACUGGCUUGGUCUGGAGGGUCAGAAUUUCUCAAUCAAUGUGCUGCAUGAGAAAGUGAAAGGCUUUCUAUUAGAAAACAAAAUUCAGACGUUUUACCAACAGGAGCUGGAAACAAUUGAUGCUCUGGUGUCACUGGCUGGUCAAACUGAGAUUUCUCACCAUCUGCUUCAUUCCUUUCUUCCCCUCCAGGUGAAGUCAAAAAGCAGCUGCAGUUCCAAAAGGAUUCACAGUGUUUUUAAGGAAGCAAUAAGGAUGCUACAAGAAAAAGGGGUGAUUUUCCAGAAACCUAGUAGCUCCAAGGACUUAUACCAUGUGACUGACCAUGAUAAGGAGCUGCUUAAAGUGACCCUUGAGGUGAUUAAAGAUGACUGUCGAAAACCCAGGCAUGCUGAAAAAGGCUGCCAUUUCCUUCAUGUCCUGAGUUGUGUUCGGCAGAGCUACCACCCCUCUCUGGCUGAAGUGGUGAUGCACCGUGUCUUGGAACUGCUGGAGAGUAACAGUGAUGUUGUCAGCACUAUGGAAGGAUAUUAUAUGGCAUUUUAA
Antrostomus carolinensis (chuck-will's-widow) is the source of this 1134-nucleotide messenger RNA. It is a transcript of the gene STN1, whose product is annotated as STN1 subunit of CST complex. The record is from RefSeq and is a predicted model, not a curated record. Gene Ontology annotation, biological process: telomere capping. NCBI's taxonomy places the organism in Eukaryota, Metazoa, Chordata, Aves, Caprimulgiformes, Caprimulgidae. The transcript is spliced from 9 exons. Gene Ontology annotation, molecular function: single-stranded telomeric DNA binding. Gene Ontology annotation, cellular component: CST complex.